This is a messenger RNA of Thlaspi arvense, 1339 nucleotides long. NCBI's taxonomy places the organism in Eukaryota, Viridiplantae, Streptophyta, Magnoliopsida, Brassicales, Brassicaceae. The record is from the annotation of a GenBank genome assembly.
UGGCUUAAUGACGAUGCAUCUGUGUCAUCACUCCCGUUUGCUAUGGAGAAAUCUCUGUUUCCCUCGGAGAAUUGGAAAUUUAUGCAAUAGAAACGCCUCUAUUAUCUCUCCUUCCCUUGCACGCGUCGCGAAGUCCAAUGUUGAUACUCACGUAUGUGGAGUUCAGUGUUAUUGCAGUUCCACCUCUAAUUUGGACACAGCUGUUUCUGAGUUCUCCAAUAAGGUGGCUAGUGGCAGUAUAUCGACUUCUUCCGAAAGUGAACAUGUUGUUCCGGAUUCUAUAAAAUUUCCCUUCAAAUCAGAAGAAAGAACAGCAAUUAGUAGUAGUGCUACUUCCUCAAAUGGCAGAGUGAUGCUUAUUGAUGGGACAUCCAUUAUGUACAGGGCUUACUAUAAGCUUUUAGCGAGGUUGAAUCAUGGUCAUCUGACUCAUGCUGAUGGAAACGCUGACUGGGUUUUAACAAUAUUUUCAGCUCUUUCUCUUAUAAUUGAUGUUCUGAAGUUUCUCCCAUCCCAUGUGGCGGUGGUGUUCGACCAUGAUGGAGUUGCUUAUGGCAGUACUUCUAAUUCAUCAAAUGGCUAUCAUUCUGCAAAAGGCAUGAACUUCCGUCAUACUCUCUACCCUGCCUAUAAAAGGAAUCGUCCUCCCACACCUGAUACCAUAGUACAAGGACUUCAAUAUCUCAAAGCGUCCAUCAAAGCAAUGUCUAUAAAGGUUAUAGAGGUGCCAGGUGUAGAAGCUGAUGAUGUUAUUGGAACACUGGCUAUGCGAAGCAUUGGUGCCGGUUUCAAAGUACGAGUCGUCUCUCCGGACAAAGAUUUCUUUCAGAUUCUAUCUCCCUCGCUGCGUCUUCUUCGGAUAGCAUCACGUGGAUCAGAGAUGGUUUCCUUUGGAGUAGAAGAUUUUGCUAAGAAAUUUGGAAAUUUGAAGCCAGAACAGUUUGUUGAUAUCAUCUCCCUUGCUGGAGACAAGUCUGAUAAUAUUCCAGGAGUUGAUGGAAUUGGGAACGUGCAUGCAGUGGAACUGAUAUCUAGAUUUGGCACAUUGGAGAAUCUGUUGCAGUCUGUUGAUGAAAUAAAGGAAGGAAGAUUAAAAGAGAACCUAAUAGCUAACGCGGAUCAAGCCAUGCUAAGCAAGAAGUUGGCACUGUUACGGACUGAUCUACCCGAUUACAUAGUCCCUUUUGAAACGAGAGAUCUUACUUUUAAGAAACCAGAGGACGAUGGGGAGAAAUGGAGGAGUUUACUAGUCGCGAUUGGGGCAUACGCAGAAGGAUUUUCAGCUGAUCCAGUAAUCAGAAAAACUUUAAAGUUGUGGGAGAGCCUUGAAGCAAUGUCA